Molecule: messenger RNA, 4917 nt
Organism: Cloeon dipterum
Lineage: Eukaryota; Metazoa; Arthropoda; Insecta; Ephemeroptera; Baetidae
Exons: 29
Coding region: 7-4683 (1558 amino acids)
Molecular function (GO): protein binding
Source: RefSeq, a predicted model, not a curated record
CGAAAAAUGGACCGUAUUGUGCAAAAUAUCGUCGAAAAAGCCUCAAAAAACAUCAACGAAAUUUGUGUCGGCCCUCUUGUCAGCGAUGAGGGGAUGCUUCGUUACGUUACGUUAGAAAAAUCAUUUGGCUAUGAUUGCAAGAAGCUGUACAAUUUGUGUGCUAUUGAAGACACGGUGAUUUACGUUUCUGGCAAUAUUAUCCACUUUCUCAACACUAAAACCGGUGAAAUGAAGCUGCAGCGGAGCGUCAGAUGUACUGGUGUUGGCCACAUCUCCGCCAAUUACCACUCAAGCCAGUUGGCGAUUGGCGAGCGUGGACACAAACCAAGCAUUUACGUUCUCAGCUGGCCCACUCUUGAUGUCGUAAGCACACUCACCAACGGAACUGAAAAGGCAUUCGUCUACCUGGAUUACAAUCACGAUGGAACAAUUCUCUGCUCUUUGGGAGGCGCUCCGGACUUCACACUGGCGCUUUGGGACUGGAAGAAAAGUGCCAUGCUGGUCAAGUGUGAGGCGGCUAAUAGGUGCGUCUUCAAGGCGGCCUUUUCCAAAGUUCAGCCCGACGUCAUAAUUUCUGGUGGUGAAGGUCACAUUAAAUUCUGGCAAACGGCCAAAACCUUCACUGGCGUCAAGUUGACUGGCGAUAUUGGGAAAUUCGGCUCAUCCGAGAUGUCAAACAUUGUCGGCUUUGAAUUUCUGGCGGAUGGAAAGGUGGCAAGUGGUUGUGACUGGGGCAACAUUCUCAUCUGGGCAAACAAUAAACUAAGCUUUGAGUUGACCACGCGGAGGGCGGUCACGUGUCACCAGGCGCCUGUGUACACCUUUCAUCGGCACGAUGCUUGGCUCAUUUCAAUAGGUACUGACGGAUGGGUGCGCGCAUGGGACAUGGAAAAACUGAAUGCCCGUCACGACGGACUGUACUGCAGAAAUGAGUCCGUUGUUUACUUCACCAUCGGUGAGAACAGCUGUCUCGUUUCCAAAAUUGAACUGCCUACCCAGCCAGAUGGACUUACCUGGUUGCUUCAGGACGCUCUUGGAGCAAUUUGGCUUGCUGACGUUGGUCCAACGCUGAAAGGAGAGGAGCAAGCACCGUCAAUUUGCAAACAAUUACUUAAGUGCCACGCAGGAAGAAUAAUCUCAAUGGUAGUUUGCUCUUUUGGACCCUUCUUCGCCACAGUUGGCCCAAAUGGAAGGAUUCUGGUGCACAAUUACGUGACGGGAAAAUUUCUGGACAAGUAUUUUGAAAUGGAGGUGGCCAUUCUGUACUGGCUACCGAAAAAUGUUGAUGGUCAAAUGCUGAUUGUCGGUUUCGAAAAUGGUUCGCUCAGCUUGUGCGCGAUUCAGUGGGAAAAUGAGAGGAUUUGGGAAGUGCAAGGCAUCAGACCACACGAUAAGCGAGUUUUGAACAUCAGUUUCGAUCAAAAUGUCUCUUUUGUCGUGACAGCCAGUGACGAUGGAAGAGUGUUUUUAGUCCAUUUUAAAAAGGGAAUAUUAAUUCCAAUCGGCUACAUAGAAGUUUCACAUAGAAUCUUGGCAACUUUUCUCACUGAAAGCGAGAAGCUUUUAGUUCUGUGUGAAAACGGGAUACUAAAUUGCUUUUCUGUCGAUAAUGGACUCGAAAUUGAAAAUCCCAAAAUAUCUUUCAAGCUAAAAGUUUUACCAUGCACACAAAUUAAUUUGAGCGAUUGCAAUCGGUACGGGGACAACGCUUUACAGAAUGGAUUUCACAUUGUGUGUUGCAACCAGUGGACUGCGUUUGAACUCACUCUGUUCAUUCAAACGGAUGAUAUAAUGACGAUAGCCUUGCUCGACUUGAAUAAUUACGAAUUUAAGCAAAUACCGAUCAUGUCAACAAGCAGCGCUUUGCAACUCACAUGCGCCUGCAUAAGUGAAGACAAAUCGACCUGCUUGAUGGGCUUUGAGAGCGGUGAAGUGCAACUAAACGUUUCUUCUGCACUUGACGUGCAACAGGAGCAACAAUCGUGGCACCGAUUUUGGCGGAUUCGCAUGCACGAAAGCGAGCGCGGGUGCCGAGUGUCGGCAGUGAGUUUUAGCCACGACGCCGCCUUUUGCUUCACAGCUGGCGAUGAUGGAAGCAUUUUCAUGUUCGCGAUAGGUGAACGGAAGAAAUCCGCAAACGGCGAAUCAAUCAUCAGUCGACCCACCGUGGCGCUCGAGAAUGAAUCGCGUCACGUGGCAGCAAAGAACUGUACUAGAUCCGUUGAGCAGACUCGCGUGCAGAAGGCGGAAAAACGAAUUUCAAACGCCGUCCUUUCCACCAGGGAGCAUAUUCUCAAGCAGAUGGCUUUGCUGCGAGAGGCAUAUACAAAAUCACAGCUAAAAAAGGAUAUUCUAGUUUUGCACCCAUUGCUUCAAGGAUUUCUAGAGGAAAAAGUUCGACUAAUCAGAACUCAAAAUUUAGCUUUGAUCGAGCCGGAAAUAGAAAGGAAAAGGAACGAAUGGACCAGAAUUCAUUCAUGCUUCUUGCAACCACUGCAGGAAACGUGCUUAAAAAUUGCGGGAGUAGGGGAGGAUUGUUCUGUGGAAAGCUUCUUGAUUGCAAAGUCACGUGCCACAUCACACGCUCAACCUCAAGCGGCGGCUCACGUGGAAAUAAACGCACAUUCACCGGAAUUUACACUUAAGACUCGGAUGGACGCUGUGUCAUUAUCGAAGUGCGAUGCGGAGGAAACGAUAGUUGACCUGGACGCGUUACCGUUUCGGUACCAAAGAAAGAGCGUUUCUACCGCAAAUCAAGUAGCCGAAAAGCUGAGGCAGCGUCAAAUGCAGCGAAGCUAUGACCUGCGCAAGGUGGACGCCCUCGAGAAGUGCAGACCGAGGAGGUCACCAUCCAACUCGAUAGUCAAAGACACUGACAUGGGAGUUUACAAGUUAAAGACGGAUGCAGAGUACUCUGUACCAAACAAUGAAAGAGACGGCAGUAGCGAAAUUUUGGAAUGCAUGAAAAUCACCAAACAAAAGAUGUUUUACAUAAAAUCUAAUUUCAAUCACAAGGUCAUUCUGCUGAAAAAAGAACGGAGGCAAAUUCUGCAGCAAAUCUUGAAAUCUGACGCAGAGUUUUUGAUCAAUGACUUGAAGCAGCCUGAUGAUUAUUUGUUUAAGCUUUGCACGUUGACAGAUUUAGAUGAAGUUCUUCAUCCAGAUCAACCACUUGGUCAAAGCACUGAUGAAGUUUUAUCCUCUGUAUCGCGGUUUGACGCUAAAGUUAGAGCCUUGAUAGAGGAGCGUCUGAUAUGCGACGUCAACAUUUGUCUUCUGAAACAGUGGAACUUCAUGCUGGAUCAGAAAUUAGAAAUUGUUUCUCAUAUGGAAGCUCAGCAGAUUGAACUGAAAGAGUCACUCCAAGAAAUGGAGGACGCAAAGAAAACGAUCUUGGAAAAUAAGAAAAUGCUGCAAGAAAAACUGGCAGUGGUGGAAGAGGAAGUGGACGCCUUGCAAUAUCAGAUCGAGAAGUUGGAAGCAGAGGUAGUUUCCGCGAUUGAAGGAACAGCAUUCUUUGAGCACCUGAUACUUUUGUUCAGAAAAGAAUACAAACCGCCAUCGCUAAGCAUUUCCAGUUCAGUCACUGAAGGAUCAGAUGAAAAUCGUAGCGGCACCAGCAGUGCCGGCUCAACUUGCAAGGGUGUCAGCGAGAAAGUCUGUCCAACGGGCUGCAGUCAAGACUUGUUUGACUACGUAAAUCACUGCAGACUGUUAAGAUACGAUAUUAAUUUGAAAUUAAUGGAGAAAAAUAGAAUAUUUGGUUUAAUGAUGAAGGACGACGACGUGCUGAGAAAAAAACUCAAGUUAUCUGAGAAGAACAUCAAGUGCAUCAUUCACAGCACUGAUGUAUUUUAUCGAGAAAGACAAGCAAAAAUCAACGAGUUGCAGAUCGCAGUGCCAUUGAAACUGCACCAAAUUCCAGCAGGAGCUGAGUUUUCAAAGUGCGUUUUGAUAUCACUCGAAAUGAUGAACAAGCUCUCCGCCAAAAGCGGAGAGCUCCGCGCAGAAGCAGCCAAACUUGAUGAUCAGUAUCGGAAUGAUUUAGAGAAUUUAAAAGAGGUGAAAGCUAAAACCUCUGCUAUUGAAGAGGAAAUAAAAGUGACAAAUUCGAAAAUUGAGGAAACAAUGAUUCAAAGAUUAGGAAGAGUUUUAGAUAUCACAGAAUUGGAACAAGCUGUUUUAAGCUGUGAAAUUGAAAAUCUCACAAAGCCUAGACACUUGGAAACGAGCAAAGCUGAAUUACAAGAGUUUAAACGUUUAGAGGAUGAAAAAAUCGUUUUAAACAAAGAAAUUUUGCUGGAAGUUGAAAAGAAGAAGAAAAACUCUCAAACACUUCUGAAACUUCUCAAACAAGUUAAUUCAAAGAUUAAUCCGGACAACUCAAAACACAAAAACUGCAGCCGUGAGGAGGUGAAUGGAAGGAGAGAUGACGUUCGCCGGCUGAAUGAGCUCGUUUUGGCGCAGAGGGAGCAAAUUGCCGCGGCGCGCUACGAGCUAGACCUGCUGCGGUGCAAAGUGGCUUCCAGUCGUUUCCUUUUCGCUUCUACCGACUUGGACGAUUCGACCAACAAUGAAGACACCGACGCCUACCAACAAAUCAUGCCUUCUCGGAAAGCACCACAGAUUCUGAUCGAGUACUGCGAAAACGACUCGCAGCGCAGUGAAUCAGAUGAACAUUAAAAUUGUGCAUCUAAUUUGGCUCAAUUGCGGUUGCAGACUGUAUCACUUACGAUUAAAGUCUUGGAAUAAUUAGAUACACAAUUGUUAGAUGAUGCCUAAAUGGCAUAGCUGAAUUCAUCGAAUUAUAUAUAAACACGUUGAGUUUCCUGAAAAUGGUAUGCCAGUGGGUGCUGUUUGACUAUGAAUUAAAUAUGAUCUUUUAUAAUAUUGGCACUUUCAUAACACAUUAAUUUA